This is a messenger RNA of Chionomys nivalis (European snow vole), 2031 nucleotides long. It is a transcript of the gene Tnfaip8l1, whose product is annotated as TNF alpha induced protein 8 like 1. The record is from RefSeq and is a predicted model, not a curated record. The transcript is spliced from 2 exons. Gene Ontology annotation, cellular component: cytoplasm. Bases 32 to 592 code for a protein of 186 amino acids. Gene Ontology annotation, biological process: regulation of apoptotic process; negative regulation of TOR signaling. NCBI's taxonomy places the organism in Eukaryota, Metazoa, Chordata, Mammalia, Rodentia, Cricetidae.
ACAGCCAGACGGAUCCUGAGGAGCAGGGCCCAUGGACACCUUCAGCACGAAGAGCCUGGCCCUGCAGGCCCAGAAGAAAGUGCUCAGCAAGAUGGCCUCUAAGGCCAUGGUGGCGGUGUUCGCGGACGACACCAGCAGCGAGAUCCUGGACGAACUGUACCAGGCCACCAAGGAGUUCACCCGCAGCCGGAAGGAGGCACAGAGGGUGGUGAAGAACCUGGUGAAGGUGGCCGUGAAGCUGGCCGUGCUGCUGCGGGCAGGUCAGCUGGACGGCGACGAGCUGGCCCAGCUGCGAAGGUUCCAGGGCCGCAUGCACAGCCUGGCCAUGACGGCCCUCAGCUUCCACCAGGUGGACUUCACCUUCGACCGGCGCGUGCUGGCCACGGGGCUGCUGGAGUGCCGGGACCUGCUGCACCAGGCCACCGGCCCUCACCUCACCGCCAAGUCCCACGGCCGCAUCAACCACGUAUUUGGCCACUUUGCCAAUGGUGACUUCCUGGCUGCGCUGUACGGCCCGGCGGAGCCGUAUCGGAGCCACCUGCGCCGCAUCUGCGACGGCCUUGGAAGGAUGUUGGACGAGGGCGGCAUCUGACCUGGCCUGGAGACCUCUCCAGAACAUCAGUGUUUGUCCCAGCUUUGCUCCUUUCUACUUCCGAGAAGCUGUCUUGUAGCCCAGCCUGACCCCAGACUCUACGGGGCCGAGGCUGACCUUGAACUGAUGCUGCUCCUGCUGCCUCCUGAGUGCUGGGGUCACCAGUGUGUUCCACCAUCUCAUUGUCGGGCACUGUCAUUCUUUCAGAUAAGGUCAUGGAGAACAGGGAGUAAAAAUUGUACUCCCCAAGCCCUGCUCCCUGCCCCCCACCAAAUGUUUAUGUUCGUUUCCUAACUCUCAGGGCCUCCCAAUGUGACUCACUUUAGGAAAUGGAGUUCAAGCCCUGGCACCAGUCUAGGGUUGAAGGGAUCCCAGCCUGCCAUGUGGGCUGGGGAUGAGCACACUUCCGUGUUGGGAUCUGGAGGAGACCCCAUCUGGAGACUGCAGGAAGAAACCGUCCCUGAGGUGACUCAGCGGGUCGGGACAGGAGCUCAGUCCCCAAAACCACACAGUGGAAGCAGAGAACCAGUCAGCAAGGAGCGACUGAGCUGGUGGGAAAGCUGGAGUCCUCACUGGGAGGGAGGAGCCUGGGGACCUCAGAAGCUGUCCCCAGCUUCAGCAGGGCAGGGCUGCUGGAGAUACGUGUCUGUUAAAUUAUAAUGCCGUAUUUGGGAAACAAAUCCAUCUUUUCUCUUUGUAUGACAGCCAGGACUUGUAGCCAACCCUGACCACACAUGUAGGAGCAUGAAGCAAUACCUGGCUUAACCUUUGGUCACUAUGAGACAGACUUUUAUCCUGGGAAAGGUGGUCAGGCUUCAGGAACGUGUGCACAGCUGAGGUGUGGGUUAGUUCUCUAGAAUCCCCAGUAAGGGAUCGGGGGCGUGGUCAGAGUGAAGCCCCGCCUAGAAUCCCCAGUGAGGGAUCGGGGGCGUGGCCAGGGUGAAGCCCCGCCUAGAAUCCCCAGUGAGGGGUGGGAUGUGGCCAGGGGUAGCAUGCCCCAGGUGGGAGACCCGACACCAGUGAGGACAGUGCGUCUGCACUUGCUGGCUGGCACGGCGGUUGUGCAAUGCUGCAGAUGUUAAGGUGAUCUGGGAGGUGGGGAGGACACACAACAUCCACAGCUGUGAGUAUUUAGGACAAAGUUUACAACCUGUAUCCUGUGGGGCCUGGCUGGAGGUCACAGAGGCUUUAUUAGUGUUUCAAACGUGGCCGACACAGAGAUUCUAUCAACAACUACUGAUUGUUAAUAUUUGUUGUUUUCAAAACAGUACCUUACCCUAUAGCCCAGACUAGCCUCAGCGUCCCUAGGGCUGGCAUCCCAGCUCCUGCUAGCUCUGAGGCCCCGGCCCACAGGGCAGCAUGAGGUCAGGUUCUGGAAGCCUCCCUCUCACCAUACCACCUCCACAGGGAAACUUGUCUGACUUUAGGCCCUGGGCCAG